Molecule: messenger RNA, 517 nt
Organism: Cladophialophora immunda
Lineage: Eukaryota; Fungi; Ascomycota; Eurotiomycetes; Chaetothyriales; Herpotrichiellaceae
Exons: 3
Coding region: 72-377 (101 amino acids)
Source: RefSeq, a predicted model, not a curated record
CAACUAUAACCAGCGGGAUUGAUUGACUGCUUCAUAUCCGUACAGCAUCUACUAUUAGAUCCAAGAGCAAGAUGACGCCGAACAUCAUGAAAGGUCAGACCGACACGUCCAAGUUCACAGGGCAAGGACCCGAGUCCAAGGAAGAACACCCUCACAAUAACCCCGUCAUGGAGUACAAUCCUGCUCCAGGUGCCAAGGCUCCGGUUUUAAGCUCCGAGGGUUCAGUCGGGAAGCAAUUCACGGCAGAUGGUGCUGUCGGCGGCACAGCCCAAAAGAUCGGAGGUCCCCUGGAUCAAAACGGGAUGAUUGGGGGAAUGUUCAAAGAAGACGGCGCGAUUGGCGGGACGGUGAACAAGAUGGCCGGCGGCAAAUCAUAAGAAUGAGACCAAAAUGCGGUGAAGUGAACAUUCGAGGUCAUCUGUAAAUACAUUUGGCGUCACAGAGGCCCAAAACUCGACUUGUGACACCCAAGCAAGCUGAGAUGGAUGAGAAAUCGAUGGACGAUGGCAAUGCUAAG